Messenger RNA from Pelmatolapia mariae (spotted tilapia), 1197 nucleotides. Its product is annotated as ADP-ribosylation factor-like protein 8A. Gene Ontology annotation, molecular function: GTP binding; GTPase activity. NCBI's taxonomy places the organism in Eukaryota, Metazoa, Chordata, Actinopteri, Cichliformes, Cichlidae. The transcript is spliced from 6 exons. The record is from RefSeq and is a predicted model, not a curated record. The coding region runs from base 280 to 966 and encodes 228 amino acids. Gene Ontology annotation, biological process: anterograde axonal transport; protein transport. Gene Ontology annotation, cellular component: lysosomal membrane.
UAUUUGACAUAGCUGUGAGUAAAAGGCGUAGCUAGUAAACACCACAGCAGACGUCCGAGGCUGAAAACACCAAUUGAUUAAACCCGUGCGCCGUUACAUGUUAAGUCUACCGGUGUGUUUGGUUCUCUUGGUGCCGUCCGCGGUUGUCAUAGUGACUGUCAGCCUCCAAAACAGCAGAACCGUCGGGGCGUUAGCCAGCCAGCUAACAAGCUAGCAUAGCAAUCAAGACGUAGCAGCAUCAGCCGCAGCUAGCAUUAGCAUUAGCAGCAGAAGACAAAGAUGAUAGCGCUUAUCAACAAGCUGCUGGACUGGUUCAAGGCGCUCUUCUGGAAGGAGGAGAUGGAGCUGACCCUAGUUGGGCUGCAGUACUCGGGGAAGACGACCUUCGUUAAUGUGAUAGCGUCUGGUCAGUUCAGUGAAGACAUGAUUCCCACAGUCGGAUUCAACAUGAGGAAGAUCACUAAAGGCAACGUCACCAUCAAGCUGUGGGAUAUCGGCGGUCAGCCUCGGUUCAGGAGCAUGUGGGAGCGUUACUGUCGAGGAGUCAGCGCUAUCGUUUACAUGGUGGAUGCAGCAGACCCAGAGAAGAUUGAAGCCUCCAAGAAUGAACUCCACAACCUGCUGGACAAACCGCAGCUGCAGGGGAUUCCUGUUUUGGUUCUGGGGAAUAAGAGAGACCUACCAGGAGCUUUGGAUGAGAAGGAGCUCAUAGAGAGGAUGAAUCUGUCGGCAAUCCAGGACAGAGAGAUCUGCUGCUACUCCAUCUCCUGCAAAGAGAAAGACAACAUUGGUACAACACAAACACACACACACGCUCAUAAAUUAAAAAAAAUGUAUGUUCUUUGUGCAUUAAACUAUAAAGUUAUGUUCAGAACAGUAUUGUUAUUUUGUGGAAACAAAACAAACAUAUCGUUACAUUUCCAUGCCAAAUUGAAGUUUCUGGCAAAUAAGUUAAAACCAGCAUAAACCUAAAAGUCAACCAGCAAAACACUCAGUGUCUGUUAAAUUGCACAAACACGUGUACGUGUGUUUGGCUGAUAACUUUUGUCUCUGCUGAACGCAGUGAAAUCCCUGAGAAACAUUAAUGAGACCACAGAGACAGGAGGUUUGUUCAGAUCUUUAACUUUGGUUUCCAUUAAGACACGUGCUAUGUAUGCGUAAACCACAGAAACAAAGCUUGUGAUGGUAAGUUGUUAA